Molecule: messenger RNA, 834 nt
Organism: Anoplophora glabripennis (Asian longhorned beetle)
Lineage: Eukaryota; Metazoa; Arthropoda; Insecta; Coleoptera; Cerambycidae
Product: putative metabolite transport protein YncC
Exons: 7
Coding region: 1-834 (277 amino acids)
Biological process (GO): transmembrane transport
Cellular component (GO): membrane
Molecular function (GO): transmembrane transporter activity
Source: RefSeq, a predicted model, not a curated record
AUGACUCAACCGUUUGAAGAAACGCCUCCAAGAACUUAUUUUGAGGAUGUAUUACCGCGAACAGGUUGGGGCCUGUACUACAAAUUUAUGCUAGCUAUGGCAUGUGUGGCGUGCUUUUCACAGGCUACAGCUUUCUUUGCCUUGCCUUUUUCUAUUGCACUGUCCACUUGUGAAUACUCCAUAUCAAGGAACAUGAUUCUGAACUUAGAUACGAGUUUCGUUUUGGGACGUGCUUUUGGCGGAUUCUUACUAAGCUCUCUGUGUGACAUCUAUGGAAGGAAAAGAUUAAUGACACACACCAUGUUGCUGAUCUUCAUCAGCUGCUUCAUAGCGGCUUUUGCACUGGAAACAAAUUAUUGUGUUGUAAGGGUGCAUCUAACUGAAAUACUGCCCUUAAAUCGAAGAGGAUUUUACCUGGCAAUUUGCGAUUUAUUUUGGAGUUUUGGAUAUUUAUUUGUGUCACUUCUUGGCAUAUUCUUAAAAGACCCUCUUAUGACCGAAACCAGCGCAGUUGAUAUGAAACUGGCUUACUGGAAGAUGAUGUUUGCUAUAGCCGGAGGUUUAAACUUAACAGUGGCGUGCGCUACGGCUCUAUUAGAAGAAAGUCCCAGGUAUUUCUUGCACAUAAAGAAGUACUACCUGGCGUUGCUGACGCUGAAGCAAUUUUACGCUAUUAAUAAGUCGAGUUUCGGGGAGUACCUGGAGGUUAAGGAAGCAGAUGUGGCCCACAUAACAGACAGAAAAUAUCCUUCAAUUUACCCAGAACCACACGGAUGUGAUGAUUCACAAAUGGCGACCAAAUAUGAAACCUCGUAUUCUUGGAGGGAAUUUUAA